AUGUCGUCUACCAACCAGGAGGCUGGCGCUCAGUCGUCCAGCUCCAACUCCAAUGGCAACACACCAGCUCCUUCCACUGCAGCGACGUCCAACUCGACGUCCUCAAGUGCUGGCCAAGAUGAGAGCCUCGUCUGCCGCUGGAACCAGUGUAAUGAGCGAUUCAACACUGCUGAGACUCUCUAUGAUCAUAUCUGCGAGCGUCAUGUCGGCAGAAAGAGCACCAACAACUUGAACUUGACUUGCCAGUGGAACUCCUGCCGGACAACCACUGUGAAGCGUGACCACAUCACCUCGCACAUUCGUGUGCAUGUUCCUCUGAAGCCACACAAGUGCGACUUCUGCGGCAAAUCCUUCAAGCGUCCCCAGGAUCUGAAGAAGCAUGUCAAGACACACGCAGAUGAUUCAGUGCUCGUACGGUCCCCGCAGGACCAGAGCGGCGGCUUGAGUGCAGCUUACAGAGCACACAGCGGCAAAGCUCCUUCUAGCUAUUAUGAUCACAAUGGCCAUAUCCGUACUAACUCGGCCGCCUUUGGUCAGCCACCGCACACCGGGCAUCCUAGCUACUAUUCCCACCCACCACCACCGCCCCAAGCAUAUGGCCCCAUCGGCUAUUACGGACAACACAUUAACACUAGAGGUGACUUCCUCACCCACUCUGCUGGUUUUGAUACCCGCAAGCGCGGCUAUGAUGACCUCAACGACUUCUUCGGCAGCGCUAAGCGCCGCCAGGUUGAUCCCCAUUCCUAUGCCCAGGUGGGCAGAUCUCUGAUGCCCCUGCACGGUGCGCUCUCCGUCCACACCGGAGGAAUCGCGACAGAGUACAUGGCUGCCGCUCCCAGCAUCGCCGUUGGUGCUGGUGCCGGCGGUCCGUCUCACGGCCCCCUCGCUCAGCACUACUACCUUCCUCCCAUGCCCAGCCUACGUACCAAGGGCGACCUAGAGCAGAUCGACUCUAUCCUUGAGCAGAUGCAGAGCACCGUCUAUGAGAACUCCGGCUCCUCUCCUGGCUCACAAUAUGCACCCGGCUUUGAUCUUCGUCAUCAAUCGCCCGUUUCUCGACCAAACAUCGGCAAUGAGCACUAUGCAGUCUCCGCAGCGCAGAUGCCCUCGCCCCUGACUGCCGUGUCUUCCACUCAUUCCACCGGCACCCCAGCACACACUCCGCCUUCCACCACCAUGUCAUACACAUCCGGACACUCGCCAAGCUCGUCCACCGGCCUGUCUCCUGGCGCACGGCACACUUCUUCGACAUCCGUCGCAUAUCCCACCCUCCCUGCCGUGACUUAUCCGGGUUCAACUGCCGCCACAACUCUCGGUUCAAGCUUUAACCCGGUUGAGCGUCGCCUUUCCGGCGGCAUGCUACAGAGUGCCCGUCGCGCAGCGGAUGAUGUGGAGAUGUCCACCGGCCCAAGACCUGUCGAGUCUUUCUCUUCUGUCAGCUCACCAUCUGAUGAGUCAGACAACGGGGGUGAGCCGGAGCCGUACGAGAACUGGCUUCAGAACGUCAGAGUCAUUGAGUUCCUCCGCGAGUAUGUCCAAGACCGUCUCAAGAAAAGGCAGUAUGAGGAAUCCAACUCAAGCGACGAUGAGCGCAUCGACCCAGUCCUUGCUGGACGAAACGAGGCGGAGAAGCCUCUCUACCCUGUGCUUCGUAUGGAUAUCGACUAA
This is a messenger RNA of Phaeoacremonium minimum UCRPA7, 1668 nucleotides long. Its product is annotated as putative ph-response transcription factor pacc rim101 protein. Gene Ontology annotation, cellular component: nucleus. The record is from RefSeq and is a predicted model, not a curated record. The transcript is spliced from 4 exons. Lineage: Eukaryota; Fungi; Ascomycota; Sordariomycetes; Togniniales; Togniniaceae. The coding region runs from base 1 to 1668 and encodes 555 amino acids. Gene Ontology annotation, biological process: positive regulation of transcription by RNA polymerase II.